Molecule: messenger RNA, 3646 nt
Organism: Ruditapes philippinarum (Manila clam)
Lineage: Eukaryota; Metazoa; Mollusca; Bivalvia; Venerida; Veneridae
Exons: 2
Coding region: 155-2365 (736 amino acids)
Source: RefSeq, a predicted model, not a curated record
CACAUAACAUGAAAUAGCUGUGGUGAUAGUAAAGAAAGGUGAACAAAGUUAUUUUUAGCAUCUAGUCAUUAUUGCCAUUACAUGUGUUAAACAGAAUUAUGCGAUUAGGAUGAUUAUGUUGUAACUUUGGUACGCAUACAGUUUUGUAAUAACCAUGGAUAAAGUUCAAGUCCCCGUCUUUUACAAAUCGAUGUCUGACCGUCUGUCGGUUGUUAUGGAUACAAUAGGAGUGAGUGACUACCUCGUGUCGACCAGGCGGGACGCAUACCUUAAACGAGAAACAAUGAGGUCAAUAUUUUACCAGCUUAGUGGAUUAAACAUUAGGACAUAUCACUUUGGCAGUCAAACUGAAGGAACGACAACGAUUGGGAUGGACUCGGAUUUAGACACUUUAGAUUGCCAGCAAAGUUUUAACAUGAUAACUGAUCAUAACCUUAAGGAUAUGGAGAAAGAGAAUAUGUUUUUGAUUCAAAAUGAUUUAACGCCCCCUGGUCAUUGUCGCUUACACCAGAUUGACUUUUCCACAGAAUCGGACACGUACCCGCAUGAUGAAUGUAUUUUUGAUGAAGAGAAGAGAUUGAUCCUUGAAAAUAAGUUCUCACUGAAUGUUGAAAAAUCCGCUUUUGAAUAUCUAGGAUUUUCAGAAUAUAAAAAACAUGGUCCAUCAGGGAGUCCGUUUCCUAAUAAAGAUAUCGUAAACGGAUUUCCAUGCAAAACAUGGCCCAUUAAAUCUUCUCUCUGGUUGGACCGUCCUCGAGCUGACCACUGGUUGUCACGUAAAGCAGUAUCGGAUGUCUUAAGCAGCGAGUGUUUCAUCGUUUCUGUCGGCCAUCAAAAAAGCGAAAACGAGCAUGUGGAAUGGCGAAUAUCGUUUUCGAAAUCGGAAAGAGUGUUGUUGUUUAACAUGAACAAUAUACAAAUUAAAUGCUAUGUUCUGCUGAAACUCAUAAAAAAUGAAAUACUUAAACCGAUUGCUGGAGACAAGUUUACAAGUUUUCAUUGCAAGAUUACAGUUUUGUUUACAAUAGAGAGAUUACCAAACGGAUUUUGGGUACGGGAGAAUCUUCUAUCGUGUCUGUAUAUGUGCUUAAAGACGCUUCAAAUGUUUCUAAAAUCAGGCCACUGUCCUCAUAUUUUCAAUCCGGAUGUUAACUUAUUUGCAGGAAAGAUAACUCUGAGUGUGCGAUUGAAUUUGUUACAAUGUAUCACUAACCUUAUCAAUGAUCAUGCAAAAUAUUUAUUAUCUAUGAAAAGUGAUUCUCUUGGAACGCUUCUUACAGUAUUAACAAAUACACUCAACUUUCUGCUGUUGCUUAGCACGUGUAUUUCGAAUGUAUCCAUGGAAACAGAGAAAUGCAUCAUUGGAAAACUUAUUUAUGACAAACAUGUUUCACUUUAUGGGGAUAUUUUUUCUAUUCUGUCUUACACAAUCAAACUUGAGCACUCCGUGCAGGAUUUUAUUCGUACUCUAAGCAACUAUGUGAAAAAAGCAAACGACUACUUUGUGCACGGAAUUCCCGACGAGAAGGUAUCAGCUAAACUGAUCAUGGCCUAUCUAAGACCGUUUAUUGCUUCGCUCUUGGUUGCAAGUAGUGGAAGAAAGACCCCACGGGGUGUUUAUUCAUUUGUGAACUUUCUUUUAACGCUUAUGGAUAAAGUAUUCUGCAUCGACGUAGCAUCCAGCAAACUUAAACUUGCCACGUUGUAUUACGUUAAAGGUGACAUCAAAAAGACACGGACUAUUUUAAAAACGAUUGAAAAGAAAUUUGGAAACUAUGUUGUGCCGGUUUGCGGCAAUUGUGACUGUAUUGAACAUCCGGGCAAGAAGUUUGUGAAUGUCGUGAAUAACUCCGCAGACGAUAACACGGUGUACACGUGCAUUUCAAACUGUGUGACAUUUUUACGUCAGGAGUAUAAAUGCUGCCCUUUGGCGCUCCGAUACGAAAUGUUUCGAUCAACUACAGAAGACGCUAAGCGGAAAAAAGUGGGAAUGCAUGAAUGGAUGGACAUGGCCGAAAUAGACGCACAACCUUCUCUUUACUUCAUGCAGUUUUUAGUAUAUAAACGCUUGGGUGAUGAAGAUCGGCAGUAUGAUGCCAUAUUCAAGUUAGCGUCUCUUUUACAACAGAAUUCUCCUUUGUAUCAUAAAGAAACAGCUUUCAACCUUUUAGGUCAGUGUUGGGAAUUUAAGGACAAUCAAAACUUGGCAUUGAUAUGUUAUGACGCAUCUUUACGUCUAGUUGACGUCAACAAUGCAGCGAAAUGGCACCUUUCGAAAUUGGUAUACCGUGCACUACGCAAGUCCGGAAAGAUUAAAGUUUCUCAACCGGAUACGACCGACGGGAGAUGUUGUUACUUGUUGUGAGGUACCAGCGGGCAUUAAAGCAACAUGCCUCCAGAUUCGGCUCAUUACAUGAAAAUUUUUAAAAGCAAAAAACAUUGUGAAAUAUACAAAGAUAGUAAUUUACGCAUUGCAAACGGCACUAACAAUCCUCGUUAUUUACCAAAAAAGAGGUCAAAACAUGUAAAAUUAACCCUUACUUCGCUAGUCACGCAAUAGAAAUGUGGUGAUUUAUACUGCAAAAUCAUUCAUUAAUCACUAACAGCAUGUAAAUAAUACUUUAAUCUUGAAUCUUUAUAGUUUUCUUAAAUUUUAGCAUAAUUUCUCAAGUUUAAUUAUCUUGAGGUAUUUUGCUCAUCUUGAGGUAUAUACAGCUUAAAUAUUAGAGAGGUUAUACGUUUUGUUGGGUGUGUUUUUAUAAUUUAUUUAUUAAAGAUUUGGCAAGAUGUGUAUGCUGGUGCUUAGCUGAUUAUAUUUUACUUCACAUUCUAAUGGCCUUCCACGAAAGGACUGCUACUAGUGGUGUGCAAUAUAUCGCGAUAUUUGAUACCGCACUAUUUUAUCUGGCAAUAUAAUAUAUCGCGAUUUAUAAAAUCUAUUAAUAGCUUUGAAAUGCCUUUCCCUGAUUGGCUAACAAGCGACUUUUUGUAAAAAAUAACAGGUUAAUAUCAGAGUAUAGUUACUGUUUUUUUUUCCCUAAAAAUAGAUUUUCAAGGUAUAUUCUUAAAAUAGAUUUUCUGGAAAUCCCCCGAAUGAUGCGAGAAUAUGACGUGAUGCCACGCCAAGUUUGUUGUUAUUAUUCAGAAAAAACGUUGAGUGACUCGUAAAUAAGAGUCAAAUUAGCCUAUUUUAGUAACCGUGUUAACAUUUUAAAGAACAAUAUAUAAAUAACACAUGGGUUUGUGGGUAACAGUAAAAAUAUCAUCCCGAGGAAAUACUGUUAUCCGAGGCGUACCCAUGUGUUAUUUGUUUUAUUACCCCGAACAAAAAUACUGUGAUGAUCUGAAAUUGUCAACUAAAUCUAACUGAAACAAAAAUAAACCAAGAGUAACAAUAACUAAACUGUUCAUCUGUCCAGUUUGCUUGGUAUUAUUUCUAAUAAAAGCAGGAAAUUGGUCUCGUACAAUUCAGAAUAGAAACAAAAUAGGAAUAUGAAAAACAAAACACACAAUAUCACUUUGUGUUUUGUAACUAUAUUUUUGUGACAUUUAGGCCAAUUAAGCCGGGUGCAUGUUUACGUAAAUUUGUAUCAGUAUUGUAACAGAUAUGUAUAUGGUCAGAUAAUAAAAUACUAACUUUACUUUA